AUGGCGGCUCCGAUCAUACUCUUCUCUUUCCUUUUCUUCUUCUUCUCUGUCAACGUCUCUGCACUUAACAUCGGUGUUCAGCUCACACAUCCCACCAUUUCCCUGAGCAAAGAAUGUAGCCGGAAAUGUGAAUCAGAGUUCUGUUCAGUGCCUCCACUUUUGAGAUAUGGGAAGUAUUGUGGACUAAUGUACAGUGGAUGUCCUGGAGAGAGACCCUGUGAUGGUCUUGAUUCAUGUUGCAUGAAGCAUGAUGCGUGUGUCCAAUCGAAGAAUAAUGAUUAUCUAAGCCAAGAAUGUAGUCAGAAAUUCAUAAAUUGCAUGAACAAUUUCAGAGCGACGAAGCAACCGACGUUCAACGGUAACAAAUGCGAUGCCGAUGAAGUCAUUGAUGUCAUUUCCCUUGUCAUGGACGCUGCUCUUCUUGCCGGAAGAGUCUUCCGGAAACCCUAG
Messenger RNA from Microthlaspi erraticum, 450 nucleotides. NCBI's taxonomy places the organism in Eukaryota, Viridiplantae, Streptophyta, Magnoliopsida, Brassicales, Brassicaceae. The record is from the annotation of a GenBank genome assembly.